Messenger RNA from Scomber japonicus (chub mackerel), 4121 nucleotides. It is a transcript of the gene ssh2b, whose product is annotated as slingshot protein phosphatase 2b. Gene Ontology annotation, molecular function: protein tyrosine/serine/threonine phosphatase activity; actin binding. Lineage: Eukaryota; Metazoa; Chordata; Actinopteri; Scombriformes; Scombridae. The record is from RefSeq and is a predicted model, not a curated record. Gene Ontology annotation, cellular component: cytoplasm. The transcript has 15 exons. Gene Ontology annotation, biological process: negative regulation of actin filament polymerization; protein dephosphorylation; actin cytoskeleton organization. The coding region runs from base 155 to 3829 and encodes 1224 amino acids.
GGAGUAGUCAAAUAGUCUACGACCAGAGAGAAGGAGAGAGGAAAACGAGAGAAGACCAACAACCCAAGCUCGGUUGGGGUUCCUGCCCCUCCAAACAAUUAUGCUCGUCUCCCCGCUGUCGCUUCCCCUCAGGUGUCCGUUCCCCGGUCGCUGAAUGGCGCUGGUUACCGUGCAACGUUCACCGACCCCCAGCACCAGCUCCAGCCCCUGCGUUUCGGAGUCCGGUAGUGGGGAGGAUGAUCGCCGCUCUCAGCCAAGGAGCAUCAGUGAAAGUUUCCUGACAGUUAAAGGAGCUGCUCUCUUCUUACCUCGAGGAAAUGGCUCCUCCUCUUCCUCUGCCUCUCGAUUCUCACAGCUGCGCAGCAAACAUGCAGGAGACAUCCAGCAGCAUCUACAAACCAUGUUCACUCUCCUCAGACCAGAGGACAACAUCAAACUGGCGGUCCGUUUGGAGAGCGCCCACACUCAGGUCACCCGCUACAUGGUGGUGGUUUCAACCAACGGUCGUCAGGACACAGAGGAGAGCGUGGUGCUGGGUAUGGAUUUCAGUCCAGUAGACAGCUCAUGUUCAGUGGGGCUGGUUUUGCCCUUAUGGAGCGACACGCUGAUACAUCUGGACGGGGAUGGGGGUUUCAGUGUGUCAACUGACAACAGAGUGCAUGUAUUCAAGCCCGUUUCUGUGCAGGCUAUGUGGUCAGCCCUCCAAUCACUCCAUAAAGCUUGUGAGGUGGCUCGUGGUCACAACUACUUCCCAGGCAGCUUGUUCCUCACUUGGGUCAGCUACUAUCAGAGUAGGGUCUCCUCUGACCAGACACGAAUCAACGAGUGGAAUGCCAUGCAGGACGUGCAGUCACACCGUGCCGAUUCACCCGUCCUCUUCUCUGACGUACCUACAGAAAGAGAACUGACAGAGCGUCAGAUCAAAACCAGUUUGAGGGAGAUCAUGAUGCAGAAAGACCUCGAGAAUGUCACCUGCAAAGAGAUCCGCACAGAGCUGGAAAUGCACAUGACAUGCAACCUGCGAGAGUUCAAGGAGUUUAUCGACAAUGAGAUGAUUGUCAUUCUGGGUCAGAUGGACAGCCCCACUGAGAUCUUUGAUCAUGUCUUCUUGGGAUCUGAGUGGAAUGCAUCCAAUUUGGACGAGUUGCAGAAGAGUGGUGUCCAGUACAUCCUGAAUGUAACAAGAGAGAUCGAUAACUUCUUCCCCGGUGUGUUUGAGUACCACAACAUCCGUGUUUAUGAUGAGGAGGCCACUGACCUGCUUGCCUAUUGGAAUGACACCUAUAAGUUUAUAUCUAGAGCCAAGAAAGCUGGAUCCAAGUGUCUGGUGCACUGUAAAAUGGGUAUAAGCCGCUCUGCAGCCACAGUGAUUGCCUAUGCCAUGAAGGAGUACGGCUGGGAUCUGAAAAAAGCCUUUGAUUAUGUUAAAGAACGUCGAACUGUGACCAAACCCAACCCCUCUUUUAUGAGACAGCUGGAGGAGUAUCAGGGCAUACUGCUGGCCAGCAAGCAGAGGCACAACAAACUGUGGCGUUCUCACUCUGAUAGUGACCUGUCUGAGCAUCAUGAGCCACUGUCUAAAUCCUACGCCCAGCCACACAGCCUGGGCCGCUCCGAUCCCCAUAACCAGGCCAGCAACACUAUGGGUCCCUCUGUGAAAGAGCUGCUGGAAUCACUGGGGACUUCGUCCAGCACUGGCAAAGCAACACACUCCACUAGCCAGCCUGAUACCGGCAUCCACUCCAAUCAGUUCAGCUCCUCAUCCUUCCAGGGGAAGGCAUCUCUGUCAGGUGACACUGAAGCUCAAAGCCUUGAGGCCCCUUCUUAUUCUGCUGUAGCCACGAUCAGCCAGCUGGGCCCCCCUUGUCCUGAGUCCACAGCUGGCUCUGUGUCUCCAUUAUCUCCUCCGCUCUCCAACGGCAUAAGUGACUCUGAGGUGCAGCCGUCAUCACCUCCUCUUUCCCAGCCAAGGGCAGCCACUUUGGUGCCUGAGCCUCAAAAGACAGACAUGGUAACUGUUGCACAAACUGUUUUGCUGGGCCAACCUCACCCGCCUCCAUCCCUUCACCACCUACCCCCCUCUCCAGCUCCGUCUCCGACUCCAGCCUGUGUAGAUGAGGUUAUCAAACCACAGAUGUCGUCCUGUUCUCUGCCUGUGAUUAAAUCGAUGCCAGAGUCAGUGCCUGAGCCCACAACAACACAAACACCAAGCACACAACAAGCUGAACCCCACGGUCUGCCUGCACCAGUGCCUGUCAGAAAACCAGACUGUGACCCACACAUGUGUGGCUCGUCUUUGGAUGGCUCAGCAGCCCAUCCUCCCAUCACUAGUGAUUUUAUCAGCUACCCCAGUGCCAUUCCACAAGACAACGAAAUGUUGUUCGGCCACAGCACGGAUCACAUUAACUUUUUCAGUGCCAGGGAAAAGUUCAAGGGAAUGACUGAAGAUGGUAAGACUCAAAGUGCUGCAGUACAGCAGUCAUCCCAGCUGAAGAGUUGUGGCAAGGAACAGCAAUCACUGCCUCAAGAGAUCUCCGCUAGUGAGGAAAAAAGAAAGCAAAACCCUGUGCAGGUCACAGUUGCAGUGCACACAGAGGCAACACCUCUUGGUCCUCUCAGCCAACUGGGUCACGAGGACCCCCAGGACCAGGAAGUGAGGAAGUCAAAUCAGGAAAUAGAGGACAGUUGUGUUUUUUCACAGAAGGAAGCUCAGAAUGUAAAAGAGGAAGCGAAAAACAAAGAAGACGAGGAGGCAGCUCCUACUCGUCUCUACAGCGAUUGGACAAGGGGCUCUGUGCGGCGUGUCACACGACAGCUGGAGCAGAGAAUGAAACAGGAGCAUGACUCUCCAUCACCCUCUUCAUCGCCGCCGUCCCUCCCCAGUAGCUCAUCAUGUUCUCAGUGGCGUCCAUCCGGUGCAACAAUGUCACAGGUGUCAGUGGAUAGCGCAGAGGAGGAUGAUGGGAAGUUUAGUCCAAUGAAGAGGGAGGGUGCUGAUGUAGUUGAGAUGGGAGAACAAGGAAAUGAUGACAGAAGCACAAAAGGACACAAAUUCCAGCCUGCUGAUACUCAAUCGCUCUCUACCUCUUCUUCUUUCCACCACUCAGCCCAGUCUCCCUUUGCCUCAGUGAACUUCCUGUGUUUGGAGGGCGUGACUGAACUCGAGUCGUGCACGGACAAGGAGGCCCCUCCCCAUGGUGACAUUAUUAUGAGGGAGACAUGGGCGACUUUGUGCGAGCUGGGCGCCUUUCUGCAGCAGGUCAGCGUGGGUGGAGCCCACAAGCCUAGGUGUGUGGACCAGGUUUUUGGCCUCAGUGCUGGAGCAACACGGAAGCGAGGUAGCAGCCUACAGAAGAGGGUCAGAGAGGUGGAAGCCAGGAUUCGCCAGGCAGGGCUGACCACUCCAUCCCUGAUGAAGCGAUCUGCAUCUCUGGCGAAGCUGGGCUGUCUGGAGCUGCUAGCCAAUGACCUGAGUGAGUGGGAGUUCAGCCGCUCAUCUGUAGCUCAGUCCUCAGCAGAACAUCCCAUCCAUACAGCUAAUGAUGACUCCAAGAAGCAGCGGGUCCACAACUCUCAUUCCUCAGCCAACCAGCAGCCUGAAGUUGUCAGCAUCGGCGCGGAGAGGCUUUCCGAAGCUGGAGAAACCUCAUCAGAAGUCUCUCCACCAUCAAAUCAGAGUCCACAAAGAUGUGAACUCCUUAACUCUGACCAAGACUCUCUGCUAUCGCCUGGGCUGACACUCAUAACAACAAGGCAGCAAUAUGGAAGGACUCACCCUCUGAGGCGGCUUAAGAAAAAAACUGUUAGUACCCUUUACCACACCAUGUAGCCCUCACCGUAUAUAUGUGUCUGUCUGUGUGUGGAUGUGUGUGUAUGUGUGAGAGAGGGAUCUUGUGCACCUGUGAGAAAAUAGAAAUUGAGUGCAUACAUUGGAUUCAUUCAGCAAAACAAACCAAUGCCUCUUGCCUUAAAGGAGAUGUUUAUUAGUUUGUGUAUGUUUUUCCACCUGCAGAUCUGCCAAGAGCCUCUGUGAAAUCUGAUCUGAGGUGCUUGUCUUGGUGCAAGAACAAUUACAAGGCUAUGAAGGUUCAUUUAAAGGAUUCAAAUUGAAAUAGACACUG